Messenger RNA from Oreochromis niloticus (Nile tilapia), 2112 nucleotides. RefSeq names its product skin secretory protein xP2-like. The coding region runs from base 280 to 2112 and encodes 610 amino acids. The record is from RefSeq and is a predicted model, not a curated record. NCBI's taxonomy places the organism in Eukaryota, Metazoa, Chordata, Actinopteri, Cichliformes, Cichlidae. The transcript has 4 exons.
GCAUCGUGUACAUCUUCCACAUAUGAGGAGAGCGGAAUACAGGACUGCAGGACGCACAAGGGUGUGCGUAAGCACAGGGGCAGAGAGCACGGGAUACCAGCACGUAGGAGAAGACACGUCACGGGAGUCAAGGGAGCACUCUGGAGACUUAUUGUGUGGUGUACAUUAACCUCACUGUAAAUAAAUGCACUGCUCAUUCCACUAAGUCCAGCGUUUGGGUCCUAUCUCCUACAUUCCCCACGGUCUGCCUGCCAGACCGUGACAGAACAAUCCUGCCAGAUGGACCCAGCGGACUUUUCGGAGAGGUUCAAGAGGGAGGUGACAGACAAAGUAAAUCAUCUGUGUGACCUGUGGCUGGCAGUGCACGCGGAGGGUCUACGUUGCGCCGUGGAGAAGCGGUUGCAGGAAACACUGACUUGUUUUCCCUGGGUGUUGGACAAUCUUUUUCCGACUGUGGCGGAUUUCCUGCUCAACACCCUUCACCUCCACUUUCCGGUCCAGGCUGCCCCCCCACUCGGCCAGUCUGAGGUUCAUCAGCUUGACACGCCAGCCCCGACGUCUACCCAGAAACGACGUUCGCGCCGCCGGCGUUCCUCUCCGCAGCCGACUUCCCGGACAUCUCUAGAGCCGGCUGUGGUGAGUAAUAAGGACACUUUAUCAUUUCCCUCACCAUCUGUUUUUGUGUCUGCAGUGGACGAUCAUGUUGCUGUAAGCCAGAGUACAGCGCAGCUAACAUCACCUCGGGCUGAGGUCUCCAUACCACUUGUGGCUUCACCAUCUGCCGUGGCUGUUCCACCUUUCUCUCAUCUGCUUGCAACCACCUUUCUGCCAUCUUCCUCACCACCUGCUGCGACACUGACCGGACCUGCUCAGCCCGAGCCGGAGGAGCUCGCGUUGCCCGAGCAGGAGCUCAGCGCACUGGAGGAGCUCGUGCUGCCCGAGCCAGCGCCGCUAGCUGAGGAGCGGGGCGAGCGGGAGGAGCUCAGCGAGCCGGAGGAGCUCGCGCCGCCAGCUGGGGAGCCAGCGCCGCAGCAGCUAAGCGAGCCACCUUAUACUCCACCCGCGGCUACCGCAUUACCAUCUUCGCCUCCGGAUCAACCAUCUGUAGCCACACCGCAGCCGGGGAGCAGCUCGGCGUGCCGGAGGAGCUCGCGUCACCAGCUGAGGAGCCCGUGCCGCUGCUGGAGGAGCUCAGCGAGCAGGAGCCGGGGCUGGAGCCCUGCGAGCCGGACUGCGGAGCUCGGAGAGCAGGAGCUCGGAGAGCGGGAGGAGCCCGCACCGCCAGCUGGGGAGCUCGGAGAGCAGGAGCUCGGAGAGCGGGAGGAGCCCGCACCGCCUGCUGCGGAGCUCGGAGAGCAGGAGCUCGGAGAGCGGGAGGAGCCCGCACCGCCAGCUGCGGAGCUCAGCGAGCCGGAGCAGGAGCAGCUCAGCGAGCCACCAGCUGAGGAGCCAGCGCUGCUGCUGGAGGAGCUCAACGAGCCGGAGGGACCGGUGUUGCUAGCAGAGGAGCCCGUGAUGCCAGCGCGCGCCCUCCACGCCAUCCACGUCCAGCGCGCCCUCCACGCCAUCCACGUCCAGCGCGCCCUCCACGCCAUCCACGUCCAGCGCGUCCACGUCGGCGACCAGCGCUUCACAGGGCAUGUGACACUCCUCGCUGUUGCUCAUCGGAGCAAGGACGCCACCGCCACUGGACCCGGGGCAAGCCGCCGGAGGAGCAGCAGCGCCGCCGCCGCCGUCAUUGGACCCGGGGCAAGCCGCCGGAGGAGCAGCAGCGCCGCCGCCACUGGACCCGGGACAAACCGCCGGAGGAGCAGCAGCGCCGCCGCCGCCGCCACUGGACCCGGGCAAGCCGCCGGAGGAGCAGCAGCGCCGCCGCCGCCGCCACUGGACCCAGGGCAAGCCGCCGGAGGAGCAGCAGCGCCGCCGCCGCCGCCACUGGACCCAGGGCAAGCCGCCGGAACCGUUUCGCCGCUGCUACCGGACCUGUGGCAGGCCACCGGAGCUGCAGCUCUGCCGCCACUGGAUCAGUGGCAGGCCCCCAGAACCUUUUUGCUGCUGCUGCCGGACCCAUGGCCGUCCGCCGGAGCUGCAACGUGGCCGUCAUUGCACUAG